GAUAUUACUGAGGAUAAUUUGACUUUUCUCGCUCAUCUAGUGGAAGGAAACAUUGCCCCUGAUUCACCUCCCCUUCCAUUAGACUUUACAGCUCGUUUGGUUUCUCUGGCAGCCCGUGACGAAAUCGGUGAGGAUAUAAAGCGCGCACCUGGAGACUGAGCUCGGCCAACUGGCGUGAGAAGGAGCGCUCAGAAAACCCAGCCACGCAGCUAAAGCGAAACGCAACAUGACCGCCAACUUCUGCGUGUUCUGCCUCUCCUCUCUCCUGCUUCUGAACUCCAUCGGGGCCAAACCGCUCUCCGAAUUACAGGAGAGCCUUAAGGAGCUCCUGGAGGAAGAGCAAACCGCCAACGAGCCUUUCCUCGGUUCGGAGGUGUCGGAGUCUGCGUCGGAGUCCGAGCGUGGAGGCGGGACGGCGGAGCGCCGCGCUCUCAGUGGAAGCGCCUGGACCGUCGGGGAACUCGACGGCGCGCUCGCGGCUAAAGAGAACGCGCUGGACCGCCUGAUUGGGGACAUCCUGUCCGUGUCCAAGCGCAGUCGCUUCAAGAAAGGUGGUUUAAGAAGCUGUUUCGGUGUUAGGCUAGAGCGCAUCGGCUCUUUCAGUGGUCUCGGAUGCUAGAAGCGUCAGGACAGGCUUGCACUGGAACAGGGCUUUAAAACUCCUAACUUGAAACUCCUCGAGCAGGGCACAUGUGUUAUUGUUACUGGUUUUAAUUGAACCUGAUUUUGAAAUAUUGUCAUGUUUACAGCUGUUUGCAGAGCAUCUUCUGUUGUGUGUUAUUUAUUUCUUGGUGACUGUGUAUUGUAAAUAAUUGUUGUUGUUGUUGUUGUUGUUUUUUUAAACCUAUGACCUAAGUGCUUUUACUGCUUCUUCUGUAUAUGUAUUUAUUUCUUGUCCAAAUUCAUGUGGUGUGAAAUUAUUAAUAAAUAUU
This is a messenger RNA of Silurus meridionalis, 932 nucleotides long. It is a transcript of the gene nppal, whose product is annotated as natriuretic peptide A-like. The record is from RefSeq and is a predicted model, not a curated record. The transcript is spliced from 3 exons. Gene Ontology annotation, cellular component: extracellular region. Bases 227 to 619 code for a protein of 130 amino acids. Gene Ontology annotation, molecular function: hormone activity; hormone receptor binding. NCBI's taxonomy places the organism in Eukaryota, Metazoa, Chordata, Actinopteri, Siluriformes, Siluridae.